Molecule: messenger RNA, 2649 nt
Organism: Durusdinium trenchii
Lineage: Eukaryota; Dinophyceae; Suessiales; Symbiodiniaceae
Source: the annotation of a GenBank genome assembly
AUGAGGGCACUCUCCGCUGAGCUCGUGAGCCUCGCCACCUCCUGUGGCCUGCCGGAGCACCUCCUCGGCUACUUGAAGGAUCGGCAGAUCUUGUCCGCCGGAUUGCUGGCGGCUAUGGCCGACACUUACAAAGAAGUGGACGAGAUGCUCUACGUCCCGCUGAGGGAUGGAGUGACCGUGGAAGGUCAUAUGAAUGGCAGAUCUCCCAAGACGAAGGACACGUUGUCCGAGCGGCCCUGCGCUUCCUCUGGCAGCGGUGUCGCGCACAGGCACAACAAGAUGGCCACCCAGGGAGCUCAAUGGGUCAGCCGGCGGGAACCCGGCCUGGUGGCCUCCGAACCGGCCCCGUCAAAGGCGGUACCCGCCGUGCCGCGGGAAAUUCCCCCAGCCGAACUCCAGAAGCUUCUGAAGUUCUACAGUGACACCCAAAUCGCGGGCCGCAACCGUGACUUUCCGAUGAAAGCACUGGUCGGCGCCGAAAAGGUGAUGGCCCGCAUCUGGCACGAGAAGUGGAUCUCAUCUCAAUUCACCCCGACACAGCUCCACGAACUGCUCGAAGCCAGGUGCUUCGAUUCCUCCGGCUCGUUGAACACGCUCAACAAAGAGAUGAAACAAAAGCAGCAGAGCCGACUGACGGUCGAUGAAGAGCAGAACGCGAUCGUGAUCGAGGAGGAGCAGCAGUGGAGCCCCAAGGGGUUGCUGGGCUUGAUGGACGCCUUGGAGGCCAUUGAGCUCUGUUGGAUCCUAUGCCAGCUGGGGCAUGAACUAGAUGUGAAGGAAUACAUCAGCUGGUGGAGGCAACUCUUCAGGUCGAGGCCGGGCAAAAUAGAGCAAAUCAAAGCCUAUUGGACCGAUGCCCGCUGGAAAGUCGCGCUGUCCAUGCGCCAGGGAUACCCUUUCGACCAGGCCAUGCAGCAGAUCAUCGACGACGCGGCAGCACUUCAGGCCGCCUUGAUGAAGGAGUUGGGCACGACCAAGCCUCCACCCAAGAAACCACAGAGCCGGCCACAACACCAGAAGGGCAAGGGCUAUGGCAAGUCCGACAGGGCGGAGACCUCCACUUGGACAUCAUCACAGUCCUCUCAAGAUCGCCCUUGGAAACGGGAGUGGCCGCAAUGGAAGUCGCAGGACGGCUGGCAGCCACAACCUGUGCACAAGUCCUGGCUCAUCCUCUGUGUCUUCGACGGCUGCGGCACCGCGCACGCAGCUGCCGACAUCGUGUUGGGACACCGCCACAUCUGGCACCGAAUCUCAUGGGAGAUCGACGAAGCCUGCACGACGAUCUCGUCGACGCACUGGCCAGACAUCGAGCACAGGGGCGACAUUUUCGCCGACUCGCAGGAGGCCCUCCGAGACCGGAUCAAUGACAUCGAUCCCAACUGCGAGUGUGCAAUCCUUCUGGCUGCAGCCCCACCAUGCCCAGAUUUCAGCCGCAUCCGACCAGAUGCAGAGGGCAAAGACGGCCCCGAGGGCCAGAAGUUCGAUGGCGUGCUGCGGUGGUUCGCUGACCCGAACUUCAUCUUCGGCCAGAGGAAGCUGCUGCGCAUGAUAGAGAACGUGAUCAUGGGCCGCAAAGCCGAUCUCCGAGAACUCGUGACACCAAGCAUCCUCCUGAAGGAGCGGAUGCACCACCUGGCAGAUGACUUCACGGCGCCCGCCAAGGACGAACGGGCACGCCACAAGGUGGUGGCGAACGGCUGGCAUUUGGGCACGGCCGUCAUCGUCAUGCUCCUUCUGACCUGCUUCCCAGCGGCCGAGGCGAAUGUCCAAGUGGGAGUCGACCUGCAGCCAUUAGGCCACAGUGCCAUGGACAUCAUGACAUCCAUCUGGCAGUCCGGACCCUUGGCCACAGGACAGCCACCGGACCAACCAAGAGAUCACUGGAUGACCCAGUGCAAGUGCCUCCAAGAGCAUUGGCAGCACAGCUACACAAGACGCCACCCAGCAGCAGUGGCCGACCUGCUCGAACCGGGCCUUCAACAGACCAUCCAGCUGUGGUUGCACUGGCACCCUUGCUUGCCAGAACUCCGGGAGAAGUUGAUGAAAGAGAUCUCAGCACAGGCCGCUGACCUGGACGAUGACCUUCAGGACUGGCAUCAGGCCCGGGCCGAAAACAUCCGAAUCGUGCUCGACCCCAACGGCCCAAACAGAAUCCACUUUCCACUGUUGUCAAAUCUCCUGAAACGACUCGGGUGGGAAGACCCGAAACUCCUGGACGAGAUCCAGUCUGGAUUCUCCGUCCUGGGAAAGAUGAACCCGGGUCUGGGAUGGACCAAACGGGAGGACAUGAAAUACGCACAGCCGUUGCACCAAACGAAACCAGACAAGCAUUGGAAAGAACUCCUGAAUGAGAUUUCCACUGACAUCAGCAAGAACCGGAUGAUCGGACCCCUCACCGCACCACCAUCGUGGGGCAUCCGCACAAUCCCCUCGGUGCACCACCCCAACACACAACACCGGCUUCAGGGACCUGAGUGCCACGUCCCGACUAGUUUUGCAUUUUCGGUCGAGCAGACCGGGGCAGACGGCCUCACGAAGGUGAGGCGUUGUGAAGACUGGAAACGAAGCAGACACAAUGACACAGUCGAGGGAGAGGACAUCCCGCCGACACACAGGGUCAACACCUUCAUAGCGGUGGCCAAUAUAUGA